AUGUCUCCGCCAACGAACUCCGGAUUUCUCAGAGUCCAAGGGGACCAUAUUGUCAAUGGCAGUGGGCAGCGAGUGAGUCUCAGAGGCACGUCCCUGGGGGGUUGGCUCUGCAUGGAAAACUUUAUGACUGGAUUCCCCGGCACAGAAUCCGCCAUGCGGUCUGCCCUACUCAAGGUUCUGGGAAAAGCUGAUUACGAGUAUUUCUUCGACCGAUUCCUGUACCAUUUCUUUACCGAAAAAGACGCGCAAUUCUUAAAAUCUCUCGGAUUCAAUUGUCUCCGACUUCCGUGCAGCCAUAAGCACCUGGACGACGACAUGAACCCUCGAAUUUUUAUAAGGGAAGGCGUGGGCUUCAAACACCUUAAUCGCGUGAUCAACAUCUGUGCGAACGCUGGAAUCUACGUGGUUUUGGAUCUACAUACCGCCCCAGGCUGUCAAAAUCCCGAUUGGCAUUCGGACAACAACACCAGCUAUGCAGCAUUCUGGGAUUUCAAAGACCAUCAGGACCGCCUUGUGUGGCUAUGGAAGGAACUGGCCUCUAUUUACAAGGGCAACCCUUGGGUUGCCGGAUACGACCCGAUGAACGAGCCAUGCGAUCCCCAGCAUCUCCGCUUACCAGCAUUUUACGACCGCCUCAUCAAGGAAAUUCGACAAGCUGACCCCGAUCACAUCAUUUUCCUCGAAGGCAACACAUUUGCCAUGGAGUGGCGUGGCUUUGAGACUAUCAUCAACACGCCCAACUGUGUAUACUCGGUCCAUGACUACGCCACCAUGGGUUUCCCUUCCGCGCCGGGUCCAUACGAGGGUCAUCAGGAGCAGAAGGAGAAGCUUGAAAGGCAGUUUAGGAGGAAGUGUGACUUUCUGAACAAGCAUAAUCUCCCUAUCUGGAACAGUGAGUUCGGCUGCCCUUGGGCACAACCCAACUGGGAUCCCGACAUCGAAGCCCUCGACCGUAAAAAGUACGCCAUGAUCGAUGCGCAACUGGAGAUCUAUGAAAGGGCCGAUAUUGCUGCCUGGGCAAUCUGGUCGUACAAAGACAUCGGUGUAAUGGGAAUUCUGAACGCUUCACGUCAAUCUCCUCUCAGCAAACUUGUGGAGCAGCUUGGGGAGACAAAGAAGCAACUGCACCUCGACAGCGCGUUGAUGUAUCCCAAUCAAGAAAUCGAAGACGCCAUCACUCCUCUCAUUGAUUGGAUUAACAAACAUGCGCCCAACGCCAGUCACACGUACCCAACCAUCUGGAACACUCGCACCCAUGUCGUUCGGAACGUCAUUCACAGCUUCGUGGCGAACACGUUCUGCGAAGAGUAUGCCCAAAAAUUCCAAGGCUUGAGCAGAAACGCACUAGAAGAUCUGGCCAAAAGCUUCGCCUUUGAUCAGUGUGUCCAACGAGAGGAGCUAUAUUCGAUACUGAAGAAGUACACUUUUGAAAAGUGA
Messenger RNA from Cladophialophora psammophila CBS 110553, 1437 nucleotides. Its product is annotated as murein transglycosylase. The record is from RefSeq and is a predicted model, not a curated record. Gene Ontology annotation, cellular component: extracellular region; cell surface. Bases 1 to 1437 code for a protein of 478 amino acids. The transcript has 2 exons. Gene Ontology annotation, biological process: glucan catabolic process. NCBI's taxonomy places the organism in Eukaryota, Fungi, Ascomycota, Eurotiomycetes, Chaetothyriales, Herpotrichiellaceae. Gene Ontology annotation, molecular function: beta-glucosidase activity.